UCUCACUCCUCGCUCCCGGCCUCUCGGCGCUUGGGCUUUCCUCCGAUAUCGAAGAGGACGCUCUGAAGCGAAGCAAACAUGAUCGAAGAUGAGACUCUCUUUCGCGGAGCCCUCUUCAGCCUCCUUGCUAUCGCUCCCCCAACCUUCAUUGGCCUCCGAUUCCUCCAAGCUCCAUACGGCAAGCACCACCGUUCAGGAUGGGGUCCCAAUCUUCCUCCACCAUUGGCAUGGUUUCUCAUGGAGAGCCCAACCAUAUGGCUCACCCUUCUCCUCUUCCCUCACGGCCGUCACUCUUCAAAUCUUAGAUCCCUAAUCCUCAUCUCUCCUUUUCUCCUCCAUUAUUUCAAUCGCACCGUCCUCCACCCCCUUCGACUUCUGAAGUCGCCCUCAUCGAAGACCGCGAGCGGGUUCCCGCUGAGCAUCGCAUCAAUGGCAUUCGCCUUCAAUUUGUUAAACUCGUACGUGCAGGCUAGAUGUGUUUCUCACUACAAGGAUUACGACGACGGGGAUGGCUGGUUCUGGUGGCGGUUUUGCGGUGGUGCUGUGGUGUUUGUGUGUGGGAUUUGGAUUAAUGUGUGGGCUGAUAGGGAAUUGCUGAGGCUGAAGCGACAAGGGAAGGGGUAUGUGGUGCCCAGGGGAGGGAUCUUUGAGCUUGUCAGUUGUCCGAAUUACUUUGGGGAGAUAGUGGAGUGGCUUGGGUGGGCAGUGAUGACUUGGUCCUGGGCUGGAUUAGGGUUCUUCCUUUACACUUUCGCGAAUUUGGGGCCUAGGGCGAGAGCAAAUCAUCAAUGGUAUUUGGAUAAAUUUGGGGAAGAUUAUCCUAAGAAUAGGAAGGCCGUUAUUCCCUUCUUGUAUUAAACUUUCAGUAAAAUGAUCAGUUGGCAUCAACGAUGGCUAAUCCUGUUUCGCAUCUUCGAUUCUCAAUUGCAUGUUAUUUACAUUCCCGGAUAUCUUGUACAGGAAGAAACUUCUUUUUAGAGGCCUGGUAAGUUUCCCAUGGGUGAUACCAAUGAUCAACUGCUUUUAAGAUCUAACGAUUAGUUUGUGAGUCCAAUCUGCUUUGUGCCUCUGCUGCUUGAGUUGGUAGAUCCAUAAUGAUAUGCAUUUUUUCCCCCUUUAUUGAACAUUGGGAGCCUUUAACUGGACUAAACGUGAAUCAUCCUUGGAGAAGAACUCCUAAGCAAUCUAGGAACAGCAACUGAAAGCAAGGUUCAUCGAAAUAUGUAUGGGCUAAAAUCAUGUGCUACUGUUGCAUAAUUGUACUGAUGUUUUUAUUUUUAGUCGUUAUGUAACUUCAAACCCUGUGGAUAAGUGCAUGGGACCACAUAGCCUCUGAUUGGUUAACGAGGAUGUUAAUUAUUGUUA
Molecule: messenger RNA, 1365 nt
Organism: Prosopis cineraria
Lineage: Eukaryota; Viridiplantae; Streptophyta; Magnoliopsida; Fabales; Fabaceae
Product: steroid 5-alpha-reductase DET2
Exons: 1
Coding region: 79-858 (259 amino acids)
Biological process (GO): brassinosteroid biosynthetic process
Cellular component (GO): membrane
Molecular function (GO): 3-oxo-5-alpha-steroid 4-dehydrogenase activity
Source: RefSeq, a predicted model, not a curated record